AUUCAUUUGUAAUCUAGACUUAUGUGUAAUCGGAAUUUCUAAUUUCAGGAAAGAAAAGCGACACAGAGAUGGAUCCUAGAAGAAGGAGAAGGAGCGAGAUAAAGAGAAGAGCGGUGAGAAGCGUCGCAAGAAGCACCACCCCUCGUACUGGUAGAGCAACCAGACGUCGGAGAUGCUAGCUCCUCUACGACUCAAGAUCAAACCGCUGCCUCCGCGUCCCAGCGAGGGUGUCACUCCUGACCCCCCCUCUUGCACCAUCAUAGAAAUCAACGCCUCGUCCUCCACCGCCAACGUCUUGCUCCGCUCUUCAUCCUCUUCAAGUCUUGAUGACGCCUGUGCUGCCUCAACUGUGGGCUGCGCACCGGCAAGUGCAACGUCCCACGCAAGCGAGAGCAGCAACAGUAGCAGUGAGAGCAGCAGUCGGGUGUCUCCCCCUCCUUCUGGCUACCCGAACCUUCCUCCUGGGUACACCCUUACCCAGCCCAUGCUACAGCGUCCUUCCUCUGAUAAAACUUCUGCGUCUCCAACCACUGCGGGUGAUGCGUGCUCUCGUCGUAAGAGCGACGGCGGCAGCGCCGGGUGCAGCCAGCAGUUCAGCAAGUGCGACGUUUGUGGCGAGACUGGCGGGGUCACCAAUACCGUCAGCAGUUGCGACGAAUGUCACAAGGCAUACCACUUCAACUGCCUCGAACCUCCCCUGAAGAAAACCCCCAAGCGUCGUGGUUACUCGUGGUACUGCGAAGACUGCGAGCCUUCCAAGUAACGCUCGGAGUUGGUCGCGUCGGCACAAAGCUCUCAUUGCAACCGGAAGACUGGCUACGUCAUCAGCCUUGAAUCAAGCAAGAUAUCUUCCAAUGAACACUUUUACGCCGUUUAGUGUUUGUAUUAAUUGAUCUGGGAACUUAUCUUUUUGAACGGAUCAAGGCGAUGUUGGUCGGCUGCAACUCUUGACUUUACUUUUAAUUAUGGCAUGUCACAAAUCUCAAGAGUGGUUGUGAUAUUGAGUUAAAUAAUUUGGUGGCCAAGUUUAGUAUAAGAUAUUCCGUAUUUUAGUGAAAAAAUGAUAGGUUAAAAUCGACGCUCAACAGAUAAAUACUUGAAUAUAACUAUUAUUUACUAGUCUUCUUUCUUGACGAUUUGAUUUGGACUUUAUUUAUAGUUUAAAACUUCUUAAUUUGUUGCUUUGUUCCAUAGCUCCAAUGCACGCGUAUUUUUAAAGGAACUAGUUACAAAUUGAUGACCAAUUUCCGACAUCAGUAAUCAUACAGAUGCUUAUGCUUUUAAUUAUAUAGCUCGUUCCAGUGUAAAUUUUUAUUUAAAUGAUAGAUGAGCUUGCCCACGAUAUUUUUUUAGCGCGGCAGCGCCUAGCGUUUCACUGUUUUAAUGCAUUCAUCUGCUGUCAUUUGCUGGCAAACUACUACGAUACUGUUAAUUGUCCCUGCAAGUGGUGGGUGCGACAGUUUUGCCGUGUGUUUCCCAGGAGACAACGGUCAUGUUUAGUUCAAUUUAUAUCUGUGAUAUAUACGUUCUUAGGUUUUGACUCAAAUUGGUAUUGGCAGUCCACUGAAGAUCCGUUCCAUUCGUAGGCAGUUUACUGACCUGACUGAGCUCUUACUUGUUCAAUAAUUUAAACGGCUUCUCCUCUCCUUAUCUUUGCUUAGAGUUGAUAAAUGUGAAAUUUUUGUUGCGUAUUAUUUGUAUAAUAGUUGAGUUCUGAGGUCGAAUCUCUGCAUGAAAAAAUUUAGCUCCUAGGUAUCGUGCCAACAAAAAUUAUAAUUUGUUACUUUCUCGCCAUCAACAAAUAAUUUUAAGUUUCAGCAUGUAUUGUCUUUAAUAUCUCAGAAUGUCAUUUCUAUCUGGCAAAUAGUAUGCGCUACAUCUAAGCAACUAUCAUGGUACUCUGGCAGCGUAUCAUGAGUUCCAUGCUAACAAAGCAGAGUUUGUUCACUGUACGAGACUACCUCUGAAUUCUUGUUCUUAUUCGUAAUUUUAAUUCCUUGAAAACUCUCUCUUCCUUCUUGCUGUCUUCCCUGAAUAUAUUAGUUCCAUAAUGAUGACACUGCCGCUGAAAAUUUAAGAAGCUUUGAAGCAACUUAAUGAUUUUUCAGGGCACGGCCUCUGAAGUUAACGCUUCAUUUGGAUUUUAAUUAAAUUUGUUUAUACCUCU
Hyalella azteca is the source of this 2167-nucleotide messenger RNA. Its product is annotated as bromodomain testis-specific protein-like. The transcript has 5 exons. The record is from RefSeq and is a predicted model, not a curated record. The coding region runs from base 173 to 763 and encodes 196 amino acids. NCBI's taxonomy places the organism in Eukaryota, Metazoa, Arthropoda, Malacostraca, Amphipoda, Hyalellidae.